Messenger RNA from Aricia agestis (brown argus), 1547 nucleotides. RefSeq lists its product as uncharacterized. Gene Ontology annotation, molecular function: DNA binding. The transcript has 2 exons. NCBI's taxonomy places the organism in Eukaryota, Metazoa, Arthropoda, Insecta, Lepidoptera, Lycaenidae. The record is from RefSeq and is a predicted model, not a curated record. The coding region runs from base 1 to 1389 and encodes 462 amino acids.
AUGGGGAGACCUAAAGAUUUACGCAUAUGGGAGCACUACCGUACUUUACCAAACAAGUCUGUUUCUUGCAAGCUUUGUAAUAAGGUCUACAAAUUCAGUAAUGCUGCCAAAAUGCUUCAACAUCUUAUCACUUGUCCAAAAUCUCCAGAAACAUUAAAAGACUCUAUGAAACUUAUAAAAGAUAGCUCGUCCAAAACCAAAAUGUCUGGACUGUCAGAGAUAGAGACAAAUGAUUCUUUUAUAAGCCCCUCGUCGUCUGCUAACACUACAAUAAAUGCUGAGUUUCAAGACACCGAUGAUCAUAUAAAAACAGAAUUAGCGAGAGCUAUAUUUGUAACAGGGACGCCACUAUCGAUGGUGCAACAUCCUUUAUGGAUACAAUUUUUCGAAAAAUUGCAACCAAAAUUUAAAAUACCUUCACGUAAAGCUUUAGCGACAAAAUACUUAGAUAAAAUAUAUAGAGAAAUGCGUUUUGAGUUAAAUGAGGAACUAAAUGCUUGUAGUUACUUACACCUUCAGUGCGAUGGCUGGUCUAAUUUAAGAAAUGAAGGAAUAAUAAACUUUCUUAUAUCAAAACCUCAACCUGCAUACGUUAAAAGUUUGAAUACAGAAAGUAAUCCUCACACUAGUGAAUACCUUAGCCAAGAAGUUGAAAAAGUAAUGAAAGUAUAUGGAGCAAAUAAGUUUCUUGUACUUAUUGGCGAUAACGCUAGAAAUAUACAAAAGGCAUUCGAAUUAACAAAACUCAAAUAUCCACAUGUUGUUCCUCUCGGUUGCUGUGCACAUAUCCUUAACUUGUUGUGCCAAGAUAUUGUAAAGAUACAAGAAGUAACUGUGUUUAUUAUGCAAGCCAUAAAUAUAAUAAAAACUGUUAAAAGGAGUCAACGAUUAAGUUCCUUGUUGAUAAAAUCAAGGCAGGGUGAAGAUUCUACACAAACACUAAAAUUGCCUUGUGCUACAAGAUGGGGAAGUCAUGUUACUUCGUUAAAAAGUUUGAAAGCAAAUAAGAUAGCUUUGCAAAUAUUAACAGUUAAAGAAGAUGUGGUAAUUUCAAGAGAUAUUAAAGAUUUAAUUCUAAGUGAUGAUUUCUGGACGAAGACAGGGGAAUGUAUAAGUAUUUUGGAACCAGUCACUGAAAGCAUAUUUUACUUAGAGAGCGACCAGAAUCGUUUGCAUCGCACAUACAUUACAUUUAGAGAUGUACAAGCUAAGAUACGUUUUGCAUUAAAUGAGAUUUCGACAUUGAGCGAAGAAAGCAAACAGCAGAUUCUAACAUCAGUAUCUUCAAGAUGCAAUAUGGCAAUGAGGCCAAUACAUUUUGCAGCAUAUAUUCUAGACCCCAGGACUCUAGGAGUCGAACUUACUCAAGAGGAAGAACUUAAGGUAUAGUGGACGUCUUGCGGCUGAGAUGACGAUGAUGAAGUACAAAAUCAUAAACACCCAAAAAUUUGGGUCUUUAUGGGGUUUAAACCCAAUAAACCCAAAACACCCGGUUUUUACCCACCAGACUUUAAACCCACCCAGGUGGAUUGCCCAUCUCUAAGUUC